Molecule: messenger RNA, 5693 nt
Organism: Gopherus evgoodei (Goodes thornscrub tortoise)
Lineage: Eukaryota; Metazoa; Chordata; Testudines; Testudinidae
Gene: MBTPS2
Product: membrane bound transcription factor peptidase, site 2
Exons: 12
Coding region: 258-1796 (512 amino acids)
Biological process (GO): membrane protein intracellular domain proteolysis; regulation of response to endoplasmic reticulum stress
Cellular component (GO): cytoplasm; membrane
Molecular function (GO): protein binding; metalloendopeptidase activity
Source: RefSeq, a predicted model, not a curated record
GCAGGCAGCAGCAAGCGCAUGCGCACCAGCCGCUAUGGCUUUUCCUGGGGCAGGGAAGACAAGGGAGGUUAGAUACAGCAUGACGUAAUCCAACCUCCCUGCUACCGGUUGUGUCGUCUCUCCUGUGUCCUAAUCUCGGAAGUGUCCGACCAGAAAAUGGGGCUGCUGCAGGAAGGUUCCGACACACGUUUAGUUCCGGGGGUAUCUCUGUAUGCGGCAACCGCUGCUGCUGCCGCCGCCUCCUUCUCGGUGCCGCAAUGAUCCCGAUCCCGGUGGUGGUUUGCGUGCUGGGGGGCUGGUGCGUCAUCUACCUGGCGGACACGCUGCUGAGGUCAUCUAGCUCUCUGAAAGCAUCUUAUGAAGAUUGGCUCAUGUCAUAUGGGCUGAGUAUCUCUCCUUUUCAUAUGCGAUGGCAAACUGCUCUCUUCAACCGUCUAUUCUACAGUUGGGGACGAUGGAAACCCAGAUUUCUUUAUCUAUGGUUCAGUAUAGGAAUGGUGUUUGGCAUAGUUGCCAUGUUUGGUUCUGUUGUUCUCCUUGGAAAGACACUGAUGCAGACACUGACUCUGAUGAUAACUGAGGCCCCUGCGGUCCAGAAUGAUCGUAUGUUGCAAGUUGUGGUGCCUGGUGUAAAUCUGCCCAUCAGCCAACUGACGUAUUUCUUCACUGCAAUCCUCAUCAGUGGUAUUAUACAUGAAGUCGGCCACGGGGUGGCAGCUAUUCGAUCAUCAGUAUGGACUUCAACUUCUUUAAUGGACUGCAUUGCUUCAGAUUUAAGAGAACAAGUACGGUUUAAUGGAUUUGGGAUUUUUAUCUUUAUUAUAUAUCCUGGAGCAUUUGUCGACCUUUUUACCACCCACUUGCAACUUAUAUCUCCAGUCCAGCAGUUGAGAAUAUUUUGUGCAGGUGUCUGGCAUAAUUUUGUUCUUGGUGUUGCGAGUCUCAUAGUUCUGUUCCUGCUGCCAGCAAUUCUUUUCCCAUUUUACUACACAGGUGUUGGGGCACUUGUCACUGAGGUCACAGAGGAUUCUCCUGCCAAUGGACCCAGAGGCCUUUUUGUAGGGGACCUUGUAACUAAUCUUCAAGACUGCUCAGUUCGUGGUGUGGAAGACUGGAAUUCCUGCCUAGGAGAGAUCUCGCAGAAGACACAAAUUGGGUACUGCAUAAAUGCAGCAACCCUACAGCAGUUAAGCUUCCCAGCCAGGGUCUACAGAAGACUUGAUGGCACUGUUGAAUGUUGUAGUAACAGCAGCCUCACCAACAUUUGCUUUUCAUACAGCAAUAACUUGGACAGCCACCUGUAUGCCUGUCUGCCAGCACGAAAAGCUAUUGAGGCCAGCCAAGUCUGUCGAACCAACAUGGAUUGCCAGAAGGAUUUUGUUCCAAGUUUGUGUGUGACACCUUCUUUAGAAAAUCAGACGAGACUAAUCAGAGUGAAACAUCCACCCCACAUUGACAUGUUGUUUGUAGGACACCCAAUGCAUCUUCAGUAUACAGUGAGCCUCAGCAGUUUUGUACCACGACAUAACUUUCUAAGCAUUGAUCUGCCUGUGGUGAUAGAGACAAUGUGCAAAUAUCUAAUUUCACUGUCAGGAGCCUUGGCAGUUAUCAAUGCAGUACCUUGCUUUGCACUGGAUGGUCAAUGGAUAUUAAACUCUUUCCUGGAAGCCACUCUUGCUUCACUGAUCGUAGAGAAACAAAACCGAGAGCUUGUUGGCUUUUUAAUCUUGCUUGCUGGCAGUGUACUUUUGGCUGCCAAUGUGGCACUGGGACUUUGGUUGGUGACAGCCCGAUAGUAUAUUGGAUACAUUUCUGCAUCUGAUUACUUCCAUGAAUUCUCCAAGUACACACAAAGUAAUGAAAUCCAUUGCCUUGUAAAACUUGCCCUGUCUGAGAUAGAAAUAACUUCCUUAAAAUUCCAUUGGAAGAAAGAUUGGUGAUUGGAGUUGUAUGUUAAUUUAACUCUGCAAAAUCUUGUGCAGAUAAUGGAAAAGUUUAAAGAGUAAGAACUCUUCUCUUUUAAUAUUGUUUUUAAAGCACUCUGAUCAUUUUGAAGAAAUUACACUGAAACAAUUUUACAAGGAAAAGACUCAGGCCUGGUGAAUUUAGAUUCCAAAAUGAAGGAAUUUAUGUGACAUGGAAGUCUUGUAUACUGCGAAGGGAAAAACCUACUUGAGCUCUGUUUUGUAAUUUGAAUAAAUAUGAGAUGCUCUGCAUUGGCUCUGCUCAACCAGUGCAGGUUUGGGUUGUUGGGUUUCUUUUAAGUUUGGUAAUGUACCAAUUUGAACCUGAAAAACUGAAGUCUGGGCUCAUUUUUUAUAUUGGUGCAGGGCCAUGUAAAUUAUUGCCACGUGUUCGUGAGGAGCAAGUCGUCCUAUGCUUUAGUACCCUUCUCUUCCAGCUGGCUGAUAGGACUGGAAGCAUGUUGUCCUCCCAACGUAGAUGAAAUGUCAAUUUCAAUGAUGCCAAUGUCAGUUGAGAAAUGAGUAUGUGGAAGAAUGGCAAAACCCACCCACAUGUUGUCUGUGUUCCUUAAGACAUUAAAUGUGUAAUAUUGUGCACCACUGAGAAUAUUUUUGAAGAUACUGUUUUGUGCAUCAGCAGUAGCUUGAAAAUAAUUUGAAGUUCUGGUCUCCCAAUAAGAAUUGUGAUUGCUGAAAUAAUACUAUGCAGAAUUAUUCAGAAGUGAGUGGUAAGGUUGAAUGUGUGUGUGAUUCAGAAAGUUAAAUGUUAUACCUAUUUGUGUUUAACAACAAAACUUGUUUCUGAAUGUAUGUCCUCUGUAGCCAUGUAUGCGGUAGGAUUGAUAUACAGUACCUCACUGGUGUUUGUCUCUUCCUAAAAGAGUUAUUUUCCUUUAUCAAUAUUCAUUUUAAUCAAAGAUGUUUGAAUGAGCUUGGUCUUGGGUCAUAACCGAGCAGAAAAAAGAAUAUGAUGAUCUCUAAAGUGAACUGUGUUGGCAUGUGGCUUUGUCAUCCAAAAUGUACAGGGGCCAAGUGGUAGAAGCCUCUGUGAUUUUAAUUGAAGAUAGAGUCCUAUUCCCAGUGCUGUAUGCAUGCCCUAAUAACUACAGUGAUCCUGUAUUUGACCAUUGAUAUGUUACUCUAUUUUCUCAGUUUAGAAAUGUGGAACACAAAUGGAUUGUUAUGAAAAAUAUAUUCUCCUUAGAUAAUGUGAGCAGUAAUGCACAGGUUGAAAGAACAUGUUCAUUUACUUGGCUUUUUGUUAGUUUGCUUGACAUGUCUUAGGUACGUAUAUUUUGAAUUUACCUCUUGCAUUUUUCUCCUGUCUGUCUUCUGACGCACAUUGUUUGGCACUGACCCUAACUCAGUAGAACUGAUCAAAUUUCUUAUUUAAUGUAACUAUCUUCAGUAGUUUAAAAUCAGAUGAUCACUUUGUAUGUAUUCGAAUUGCAGUACUGUUUUUUUCUCACAUAUAAUCAUUAAUGCCAUUAAUUCAAAAAUAUUCUUUGGGUAAAGUUUUAAAUAUAAUAUUUUGUACAUUAAUAUUUAUCCUCACUGCAGAUAUUUGUGUGACAAUCUGUGCAGGCACAGUACUUGUCUGAGUAUGUGGAAAAAGGAGAGAGAGAAAAAGGAUGCUCUCCAGUAACCAGCUACAAGUCUACUAUAACUGUUCUGCUAAUAUGCUGAUGAAUUGAGUCCCACUGCUCUAAAAUUAAUUGGUCACUUAAUGUGUCACCUUUACAUUUACUUUAAAAGAAAAUAAAUUCAAUUAAUUUUGUUGUGGUUAGUGUUUAUGAAAGGAUUAAUUCUGGCACCCUUUAGGCUUGUCUGUAUAGUGUGGCAAAAGGUGUGAUUUGUGAAGUGCUCUAACAUGUUGCAAUCUUUUUGUCCCGGAUAGACCCCGCUGAUGCUCUCCAAAAGGUACCUAGUUCAUGUUAGCUUAGUCUUCUUGAGAUCUUGUAGAGUGCACCAGCAGGGUUUACAUGGGGCAGGGAGAGUGCAGCCUGUUAGUGCGCUUUACAAAUCACAGCCCUCUGGUGUGCUUUGCUGUGCCAAGUAGACAAGUCCUAACUCAUAUGCAGUAAUACGUUAUUCUUUAAAAAGCCGCAUUAAUUUCAGUGGGCCAGAUUGUGCCGUAACUUUUUAAAUCCCCAGUUCAACAAAGCACUUAAGUACAUGCUCACGCCCAUCUCUGUUUAGAAAAGGACUUAAACGUGUACUUAACUUUUCACAUACUUAAUUUCACUGAAGUCUAAAUUUUGCUGAAUUGGGAUAGAUUUAAGUAUGAGUUUACGUGCUUUGAAGUAGGGCCUACAGCCAUUGAUACUGAACUCAAUGGGGAAUUUUGCUUAAAAGCUAAGAUAGAGCGGGACUGUUUGUGCACUAUGGUAGUACCCAGCUUGAAUUGGCCCCUAAACAAAUAGCUACUCAGACUGGUUCAGCCUCAUUGUCAUGGAAUUCUCUCCUGGGAAGUAAAUUACUAUAAAGAAAAAGUGUUAUUUUGACGGUACAUGUUGCUCUCAUUAUUGGAUUUUUGGUUUUUGUGUUCUGUUUGUUUCCUGGGAAAGAAUGCAGUUCAAAGAAAAUGGACUGGGAUAACUGACGGUUGUGUGGGUUUUUUUUAAAACUUGUAAGUAAUUUGUAUUGCAUAAAGGAAUUGAACAUUGAUUCUUCCUUUAAUGUUUCACUGACAUGAAAAGCUAAAAUGAAAAUGAAAUCUUUUUGUGUUGUCUCUAUAUUUCAGUGGACUGAUUAGAAGGCAGUUGCUCCUCUAAAAUAGAUUGCAGCAAUAUAUUUACAGGAUAUAUUGAACUGAGGGGCAUAAAAGAAAAAAUAAGUUGGAUUUGGCUGGGUACCACUAUUAACUUAUAUUUUUCUGUUUAAAAAUCUGUAUCAGAUGGAAGAAGUACUGUCUAAUGUUCAGAAACGUUGUAGGUACCUCUUAAGCAUAACUGUAUACUUGUUCGCAGGCACAGAAUUUAAAAACAAUUUUGUAACUAACACUUCAGAGAAUGCUCCUGUUUUCCAUCCUUUGUCGAAUCACACAGCUUUCGAGGUUCAGACACUUUUUUAAAACAUUGUUUCCUGGAUAUAUUGUCAUAGAUCAAAUACUAAAAAAUGAUUUGGGAAGUCACAAUUUAUUUGGUGGGAUUCAUUUGGAUAUUGCCUAGUUCUAGAUGUUCACUAUUUUUUUUUUCCCCAGCAAUAUACUAUGACUAACUUUCACAAGCACUUGGAGAAAUUUUAGGCAGCAGUUUGAGGGUAUAGAAGAGUUUUCCAAAUAAUCACAUCAGAAAUCCAAUGCUUUCCUUACAAAGCUGUUGUUUUAUUCCCCUCUGAUUUUUGCAUGGUUUCUGUUAAGGUUUCAAGGUGCAGAAAAUGUCCUUACCUGAAACCCAUAAGUGGAAUUUGUACUGUUUUUAAAAUGUUCGUUUUCUCUAUAUAUAUUCUGUUUUUUUUUAAUACUGACUGACAGUAGUGGAAUAUCAGAUUUUUAGAUCAGUUGUUCCCAACGUCAUCGUGUUUAGGAAAAUGAUACACUCUGAAGAUGUUCAAAUCAAGCAGAUUAAUAAAUGUAUGGAUAUUUUUGUAUUUGAAUUAUGUAUUGUGUAUGUUUUUCCACACUACUUCAUCAACCAAACAAUAAGUAUUGUUUUCUACUUGUGAUAAAUGAAUGUUAAUUGCAAAUGUGUUGUUUAAUGGUUAACACAUUUUACAUUUGAAAUCAGA